Strongylocentrotus purpuratus (purple sea urchin) is the source of this 866-nucleotide messenger RNA. RefSeq lists its product as uncharacterized. The transcript has 3 exons. The record is from RefSeq and is a predicted model, not a curated record. Lineage: Eukaryota; Metazoa; Echinodermata; Echinoidea; Camarodonta; Strongylocentrotidae. The coding region runs from base 59 to 460 and encodes 133 amino acids.
UCCUGCUGUCAUAUUUUUUUUGUAAUGAAUUAUUUUAUCAGACUACUAUCAGUUGUUAAUGUACCAACACACAGAAAAGCUGACUUCUUUGCCAGUGAGAAAUAAAAACUGGGCCUUUGCAACAAGUCGAAACGGCUUUUCAGCUAUUCCUGAAAUCAAGAAACAUCUGGUGGUUAGUACAACAAAAAUGAGUGCCAAUAUCCCAGUUUCCGAGGUCCAGUUACAAAGGCUUGCAACUGAAUUUCCCCAUGACAAGUAUGGCCCACUGUGCUUGAAGCUUGGGGGCACUUCAAACCAGGCCCAGAACAGAUUGGUCAAACUCAAUAACGAUUACCCCAAGGCAGUCAUGGAGGUCCUCAUUGCGUGGAAGAAUCGUACAGGAGGUUAUAUGACUGUAUUAACCAAUGCUCUUAAUGAGAUUGAAGCUGCCGGACUUAUCCCGCUUCUACAUGUAAAAUAGGACAGCUUUCAUUUUACACAAAGUGUCUACAUCCAAACGAUUCCCAGCAUUCGAAAUUAAAUCAUUGGGAAUAGAAAAUCAUGUCUACUUUGUUUUCACAUCCUUUCAGUUUAUACCAAGCCAUUGUCGCAUUUGUAAUCAGCUAUUGUGAAAAUGUCUCCUACACUAACCGAAGUAUUAACUUCAACCCUGUGCUACUAUAUCUCACACUCACCUAACCCUGAACCUCAAAAUAAACCUAAAAUUAAACCUAAACCUAAGACCGAAUUGCAACCCUAAGCAAGACCCCUUGCAUUUUUGAGAAAUGAAUUCAAGAGUGAUUGAGGCACACACACAAAUAUACACACGAGAUACCACACUCAACAACACACAAACAAAAUUUGUGCGGCACCUCCUGUAGCGGCAA